Phytophthora nicotianae INRA-310 is the source of this 1849-nucleotide messenger RNA. RefSeq lists its product as hypothetical. The transcript has 3 exons. Gene Ontology annotation, cellular component: Fanconi anaemia nuclear complex. The record is from RefSeq and is a predicted model, not a curated record. Gene Ontology annotation, biological process: interstrand cross-link repair. NCBI's taxonomy places the organism in Eukaryota, Oomycota, Peronosporomycetes, Peronosporales, Peronosporaceae. The coding region runs from base 265 to 1629 and encodes 454 amino acids.
CGCAAAAAAUGGAGCAAGUCCAGUUCGUGGCUUUCGCGGCACAAUCUAAAGGUGCCUCUGGCGUACGGGAGUAUUUGCAAGGUACGCUAUAGGGCCCUGCUGUUGAAUUUAAUACCUUGACACAUUAGUGCGUUGGCGUGCGUAGAGCAUCGCCAAACAGUCCCCGACGUUCUGCAGGAGCUCAGCGCGCCCGUCCUUCUGAUCGACACAGAAGGCGAUGGAGAAGGCGCCGAGGAUGAAGCGGCUGCAGACUGUGGCAUCCGCAUGGAGCAACUACAUCUGAGAGUGCAACGCGAGAUCUGGAGCGUGUUGGCGAGUGAUGCGUCUCCGAGCGCCGACGUCUCUGUGGAACUGGCACGGUCUUUCCUUAGGGUCGCAAUGAGACAACGACGUCGCGAGGCUGACGCUGUGUGUCUGUCGCUGGCAAAGAUGGUGCUGAGAGGAAAACCAGAAAAUGUAGAUGAAGAUGAGAGUGAGUACACGACGACAAACGCUGCAUUCCGACGUCGUAUGCGGCGCUUGACGUUGAAUCGCGUGGAGUUUCCGUCAUUAGAAGACGAGGACGAAAGAGUGUUCAGGUCGUUGCCGUCAAGUGGUCGUGAUGAAGUGCUGCAAAUUGCUGAAACGAACUCUUCUCGGAUGAAUAAGCGGCCACGAGGUGAGGAUCCAGAAGAUCACAUGAUUGAGCAGAGUGUAAGGAAUGAUUCACCAUUUUCAGAACAUGCGCUCACGGCACCGGAACGACCGACACUAACAAAAGAGAUGGAGGAUCGCGCGUCUGGACUGGCCAAGCAGCUUGUACAACUUUCACGUUCUGAAGCGACAGCGGCGGUGGAUGAUGUCGCAACACGUGCUUUUGAUAUGCUUGCUGAAGUGGUUAACGAUGUCCAUACUACAUAUGCAGCUAACGAACGCAGCUUCCAGUAUCUGUGUAAGGUGCUGUGUAUGGACUCUACCAGCGAUGAAGCUCUCCUUCAGAUCACCAAUUCGCUGGUCGACUCGAACUGGAGUUCACGAUACGCAGCUAUCUUCCUUGAAACCAGUGUGCUGCCCAAGAUCCGUGCUGCUGACUCGGUCAUUUCUCGCGUGUUGCUCCAGGCGGCACUUCGCUUUGGCUCUAGUUAUUCUGGUAUGCUUGUUGACUCGCUGCUACUCCCUCUGUUGGUUAGUGGCGAACACGAUGGUUCCAACAAAUCUGUUGGUCCACCGCAAGCGGAAGCAAUAACGCGAAUUCUUCGCAGCUCUGAUACAGUACUAGCAGAUCAGCUUGAUGGAUUUCUCCAAAGAAGCCUGGAAGCAGCGACCGCGAACGAAACAAAUCGUCCGCAUUUACUCUCAAAGGAGUCAGCCUUAUUGGUGUUCCAGAACAUUCUCAAUAGCAAGCCAGUGCUGUCGGCGCUGACAAUUGAAAGGCUUGUUGGAGCUUGCGAGGCCGUUUUGGAGCGUCCGGAGGCUGAACAAGUUCGAGGAUCGCUGAAAUUUGCCACUGUCAUCUUUACUCUUAUUUCGAAGUACCCACAGCAAUGUGCUGGACAUGUGGAAACGCUUGAAGUAAUUGCUACCCAAUUGACGUCGAUCAUGGCGAAGACAACGCAACGUUCACUGCAGAAGCUCAAGACCAACAAGUGAUGAGCGUUUCGAGCUAAGCCAGAAUACUGGAAUGUUAUUCACUGCGUGGCCAAGUUAUCAAGAAAUGCACGUGUCAGCUCGUCAUGACACCAGGCCCGCCAAUACAUUAAAAAAAUGUUGUCCGUGUUUGGCAAUUAUAAAGAUUUCAAUUUUGUGUAAAGCAACAAUUAAUAUUGUCACCAUUUAUGUUUUAUUCCCAAUAUAUUCUAGCACAUGCCGG